Messenger RNA from Pyrus x bretschneideri (Chinese white pear), 1868 nucleotides. Its product is annotated as carboxyl-terminal-processing peptidase 2, chloroplastic. Gene Ontology annotation, molecular function: protein binding; serine-type peptidase activity; endopeptidase activity. Gene Ontology annotation, biological process: proteolysis. NCBI's taxonomy places the organism in Eukaryota, Viridiplantae, Streptophyta, Magnoliopsida, Rosales, Rosaceae. The transcript has 13 exons. Bases 83 to 1726 code for a protein of 547 amino acids. The record is from RefSeq and is a predicted model, not a curated record.
UCUUUUGCUUCGAAUGAAACUUCCCAUUGGAUAACGUUCUCAGAGGGAAAGGAAGAGCUCUACGGGUGCGGACUCUCCAUUCAUGGAGGUCCUCGCUAGCUCUGCAACUGCAUCUUCAUCCUCUCAUUUCCUACUCUCCAGCUUCUACAAGAACCACCGUAGCUCUGUCUCCAUGGCCGCCACUCCUCCGCCUCAGGUGCUGCACUGGAAGUAUCUUCCAGUAAGGAUUGUAGAAGCUCGAGCAAAGUCUCCCUUAAUUUGUAUAAUGACUACGUCGCUUAAGAGGCCGAUAAAUUAUGGUAACACUGAUGGGGACUUUAAGCACAGUUUCUUGAUUCCACCGGUGUUGAGGCUCAGUCGGAGUUUUGUUUGUCAGGGUGGUUUGUUUUCAGCAAAUUAUAGUAAGGUCAGGAAAAAACUUCAACUGAAGAAAUAUGCUGGCAGUCUCCAUGAAGUGCUAAAAUGUUCAGAAAAAAUUAGACGGCAUGUUUUUGUUUUCGUUGCUGGACUGAUGGUUGUCAUGUCAGCUUCUCUUUCUGUUAGCAGUACUCCAUCGUGGGCUCUCACAGAAGAGAAUCGUAUCUUCUUAGAGGCAUGGAAGAUGAUUGACCGUGCAUAUGUUGACAAAAGUUUUAAUGGACAAAGUUGGUUUCGGUACAGAGAAAAUGCAUUGCGCAAUGAACCAAUGAACACAAGAGAAGAGACAUAUAUGGCAAUUAAGAAGAUGCUUGCCACAUUGGAGGAUCCUUUCACUCGGUUUCUGGAGCCUGAAAAGUUCAAUAGUCUACGGUCUGGAACUCAAGGUGCUCUUACAGGCGUAGGGCUGUCAAUUGGCUACCCUACAAAACUUGAUGGAUCAGCAGCUGGUCUUGUUGUUAUUUCAGCUUCCCCGGGAGGUCCAGCAAACAGAGCUGGCAUCUUGUCUGGGGACGUUAUUCUGGCUAUUGAUGAUACAAGUACAGAAACAAUGGGCAUAUAUGAUGCUGCAGAGCGGCUACAGGGAGCUGAAGGAAGUACAGUUAAACUAACAGUUCGUAGUGGACCUGAAAUAAAGCACCUGGAUUUAAUGCGGGAGAAAGUUUCACUGAAUCCUGUAAAGUCAAGACUAUGUGCGGUCCCUGCUUCCGGAAAGGAUUCCCCUAGGAUUGGCUAUAUCAAACUAUCAACGUUCAAUCAAAAUGCAUCUGGUGCUGUCAAGGAAGCAAUUAAUACCUUAAGGAGUAAUAAUGUUAAUGCCUUUGUGUUGGAUCUUCGAGACAAUAGUGGUGGUCUUUUCCCAGAAGGAAUUGAGAUUGCUAAGAUUUGGUUGGACAAAGGUGUGAUUGUAUAUAUUUGUGAUAGUCGUGGUGUUCGAGAUAUAUAUGACACCGAUGGAAGCCAAGCAGUGGCAACUUCAGAACCCCUGGUUGUGCUGGUGAACAAGGGAACUGCUAGCGCAAGUGAAAUCUUAGCUGGGGCAUUGAAAGACAAUAAACGUGCUGUGUUGUUUGGAGAACCCACAUUUGGGAAGGGCAAGAUUCAGUCAGUUUUUGAGCUAUCCGAUGGCUCUGGCUUGGUUGUUACAGUCGCCCGCUAUGAGACACCUGCUCACACAGACAUUGAUAAGGUUGGUGUGAUUCCAGACCAUCCCCUGCCAACUUCAUUCCCCAAAGAUGAGGAGGCCUUUUGUAACUGCCUCCAGGACCCUGCAUCUGCUUGCAACAAGGUUGAGCUAUUUGCAACAUGACGGUAGUUAUCGUGCACAUUAGCAUUGUUUACAAUACAGGAAAGCGACGAUUUUUUACAGGCGUAGUUUCACAUUCUUUGAAGGUUUCGUUUGAUUUUGUAAACAAAUGGCAACGUUUGAUUAAUGGUAUUCGAUUACAGAA